AUGAAGGAAAACGAAGAAAUCCAGUCGUUUGAAAAAUGGGCUUAUUGGGGCAAAGGAAGGGAAGAGGUUGACCAAGGUGAAGAGGAAGCCAGAUGUUUUUCAAUCAUCGUCGUUCAGCUCAUCACAUGUGUAGAGCGUGUUGUGAAUACGGUGAGCAGGUCUCAAAUUUAUUUUAGAACAAAGAGCAGACCAGAAAUGGCUGACGGCAUUUAUGAGAACGAAUCUUGGGUUUCUGUGAGAGCAUGA
This is a messenger RNA of Nezara viridula (southern green stink bug), 246 nucleotides long. The record is from the annotation of a GenBank genome assembly. NCBI's taxonomy places the organism in Eukaryota, Metazoa, Arthropoda, Insecta, Hemiptera, Pentatomidae.